Molecule: messenger RNA, 6796 nt
Organism: Oncorhynchus kisutch (coho salmon)
Lineage: Eukaryota; Metazoa; Chordata; Actinopteri; Salmoniformes; Salmonidae
Product: solute carrier organic anion transporter family member 5A1-like
Exons: 10
Coding region: 626-3247 (873 amino acids)
Biological process (GO): transmembrane transport; sodium-independent organic anion transport
Cellular component (GO): basolateral plasma membrane
Molecular function (GO): protein binding
Source: RefSeq, a predicted model, not a curated record
GAUGUUUACAGGCCAUUGCCCGGUUCAACCGGGGCCAGCGUAAUAGAACUCACUCAAUAUUUAAAAUUGACAAGAUGGCGGCGUACACAUUGUUGUAUUACUUCAUGGAGCAAAACAAUAAUUUUCUAAAUUCAAACGCACCACUUGUAACAUUUUAGAAUAUGCAUGUUUGGCCUAAUCGAGAACAACGAUGGUAUCGCCAAGUUAAGGUGAUUCCAAGGGAACCAUGUCAACACCACUGUGUCAUCUGCCCAUGUCUGCCAUUUUCUUUCUGCUUGACUCAAAACACCAACAUCCUCCACCACCUGCCAAGUAGUGAUGGUGAGAUCCUGCAGCAAAUCUUGCUAGCUGAAGGCGUGAGAGUCAAUGAAACUAGCGGCCUCGAGCUCAGAAUCACAUGCUGGCAGAGCACAAGUGUUUGCGAGAUAAACAGAGGCAGCAACACUGAUAAGCCAAUGCAGAAACCAUAUGGCCAUAUUUUCUCAAUUUUAUUGGGCCUGACUUGCAGCCUGAAUCUUUUUUUUUUUUUACUGGAUGAAAUGUCUAUUAUAGUGUCAGAAAUGCAGUGAUUGGACUUUUAAACCUACACUUGUAAAUUCAGCCAGCUCAACAACCACAAAACACAAUGGCUUCCGGUGACCACAAAGAGACAGGGAAUGAACUGUCAGAACACCUUCAAAUGGAUCAUGAGUUAUUGAGUCAAAAUCAGUACCCUGCUGGGAGUAACUUCAAGUCCAAAAGUUUGCCCACUCUAAAUGACUCAGGCCAGCAUAGCAAGGCCUUGUUGACCAAGUCUUUGCAGCAACAGGUGUCAAUAACGGAGGAGAAGAGUACUGAAUUCAUCCAACUCCCACAGAGGAUCAACCUGAACCAACCUUUACCUGAAUCGCCCACCAGGACUAAUGUUAACUAUUCCCCUUUCAGGUCUAGUGUGGUGGGGAUGAGUCUUUCAUUUAACACAGAGACGCAGGUCAGCAAACCCAGGCGUAAAAAUGCCUCAAGACUACCCCUGAUGCGUUUACCCACUAGGAAAUACAUGAGUGUGAUUCUCGAAGACUCUCGCUGUUUUUUAUGCUGCAUGUGCUACCUGACAUUUAUCCAGUCACUGAUGGUGUCUGGCUACCUUAGCAGUGUCAUCACCACCAUAGAGAAGAGGUACAGCCUCCGGAGCUCUGAGUCUGGUCUGCUCGUCAGCUGCUUUGACAUAGGCAGUCUGCUGGUGGUGGUCUUCAUCAGUUACUUCGGAGGCCGAGGGCAAAGGCCCAGAUGGUUGGCCGUGGGUGCAGUGUUUAUAGCCGUCGGAGCAGCACUCUUCUCCUUGCCUCACUUCAUCUCCCCUCCGUACCAAAUCCUGGAGGUGAACUCAUCACGGGGCAAUGAAGGUCUGUGUAUGAACCACAACGGCAGUGGCAAGGACUUCCUGGAUUUGUCCUCCUGCCCCAGAGACCAAGAUGGUAAUGAACACAACCUGUACGUGGCCCUAUUCAUCAUAGCACAGAUCCUGGUGGGUAUGGGGUCGACACCCAUCUACACCCUUGGACCCACCUACCUGGACGACAAUGUCAAGAAAGAGAACGCCUCACUUUAUCUUGCUGUCAUGUAUGUGAUGGGAGCCCUGGGUCCGGCUGCUGGGUACCUGCUAGGAGGAGUUCUCAUUGGCUUCUACGUAGACCCCAAGACUGUGGUCAACAUAGAUCAGAGCGACCCUCGCUUUAUUGGCAACUGGUGGAGCGGAUUCCUGCUCUGUUCUGUUGCUAUGCUGCUGGUCAUCUUCCCCAUGUUCACCUUCCCCAAAAAGCUGCCUCCCAGAAACAAGAAGAAGAAGAAGAGGAAAAAGAUUAGCCUGGACAACGUGUCCAGUGAUGAUGAGAUCACCAAGGAGAAGACCAACAGCAAGAGCCAGACGGUUACAUCGUCCAUGGGCUUUGGGAAAGACAUCAAAGAGCUGCCUAAGGCUGCAGUGAGGAUCCUGAGUAAUGUCACCUUCCUGUUUGUGAGCCUGUCCUACACUGCAGAGAGCGCCAUCGUCACCGCCUUCAUCACCUUCAUACCAAAGUUCAUAGAGUCGCAAUUCGGCAUCCCAGCGUCCAGCGCUAGUAUCUACACAGGUGUGAUCAUCGUGCCCAGUGCUGGGGUGGGGAUAGUCCUGGGGGGCUACAUCAUUAAGAAGCUGAAGUUGGGAGCCAGAGAGUCAGCCAAGCUGGCCAUGAUCUGUAGUGGGGUCUCUCUGCUCUGCUUCUCUACUCUGUUCAUAGUGGGAUGUGAGAGCAUCAACCUGGGAGGCAUCAACAUUCCAUACACCACUGGUCCUACUCUGACCAUGACCCAUCGUAACCUGACUGGAGGGUGUAACGUGAACUGUGGCUGUAAGAUCCAUGAGUAUGCGCCGGUCUGUGGUUCUGAUGGCAUCACAUACUUUAACCCCUGCCUGGCAGGCUGUAGCAGUGUGGGCAACGACAUCAAAGGAAUCCGGAACUACGCAGACUGUGCGUGUGUCCAGAGCAGACAGGUCAUCACCCCCUCCUCCAACGGCCAGGGCAACCAGCUGCAGCUGGUCAUCGUCAAGACCUACCUGAAUGAGAAUGGCUACGCCUUGUCUGGGAAAUGUGACCGCACCUGCAGCACACUCAUCCCCUUCCUCAUCUUCCUCUUCAUCGUCACACUCAUCACCGCCUGCGCUCAGCCCUCCGCCAUUAUCGUCACUCUCAGGUCAGUAGAAGAGCAGGAGAGACCCUUUGCACUUGGGAUGCAGUUUGUUCUCCUCAGGACCCUUGCCUAUAUCCCUACUCCCAUCUACUUUGGGGCGGUGAUCGACACCACCUGUAUGCUGUGGCAGCAGGACUGUGGUGUCCACGGCUCCUGCUGGGAGUACGACGUCACUUCCUUCCGCUUCGUCUACUUCGGCCUGGCUGCCAGCCUCAAGUUCAUUGGCUUCAUCUUCAUCUUCCUCACCUGGUACUCCAUCAAGUACAAGGAAGAGCGUCUGGAGCGCUGGCUGAAACACCUCUCGCCCAUGGACACGGUCAGCGACCUCAUCUGCCACGCCGGGGGUCACAAGGGGCACUCCCGUACCCGCUCCUGUCCCGUAAAUAUACCACGCAACGAACCUCCCAUCAUCCCCAUCCUCAACAGGGGCCUCAGCAGCCAGAGCUGCCCGGGAAACAGCCUGAAGAGCCUGAAAGCAAUAACCCCGCCGGCCCCUCGCCCUCCCACUCGCUCUCUAGAACAGGUGUCUGCCCGUAUCUGAGUGCUGGGUGUUGUUUCCAACCAUCUACAGCCCUCCCUGCUAGCCACAGUCUGCAAUGUGUACCUUUUCUCAUUCUGGUUCUCACUUGUAUAGUAUUAUAGUGUGUAAACACACACUCACACACACAGGCACUGGAUGUCACUCAAACAGUCAGCGGUUGGUCAACACAUAUACAGGAAGACACUGGGAUGGGUACCUCGAUUUAGCUUAUCCCCUCUUCCUUCUGCCUAGUAUGAUAGUUUGCUUUUUUGUUUUCAUCAUGGAAGUGAAUGUGUAUUAUCCCUGCAUAUCAUUUCUUUAGAAAAUUGCAAGUGUGAUCUUAAUGAUGGUAUUAUGUGAUGGUGCUAUGUGAAAAUGACAUGAAUAAUAUCCUACAUUGCUCAGUUUUAUUGUUAAUUCUGAGACCUCAGCAGGAUGAGGUAAGAAGCUUGGCCGGCUAGCACAACUAAAUCCUGUACUAUGCAAGGUCUUUUUGCCCUAUUUUACAAUGGCUAGCAGUACUAAAGGCACACAGUGAGUGUUGCCUUCCCUUCCCAUACAAUGUGCAAACGUCAUUCAGCAUUGGCCCAUACCUGCGUGUAAUGAUGACUGGUUGACUUGGAAAGGAUAUUAUUGAAACAUUUGGAAUUGGUACUUCUGUGGCAAGCUCAUAGACAGGCCCACAAAUACUUCCCUUGCCGUAGUUGUAGUUCAGACAGUUGGCUUGCAUCCUAAAUGGUUCCCUAAUACCUAUAUAGUGCAAUACAUUUGACAAGUUCUCAUAUGCCUUUGGUCAAAAGUAGUGCACUACAUGGGGAAUAGGGUGCCAUUUGGCAUGCAUACAAUGACCCCCUGCUGGCUCUGGUGGAGAAGUCCAGACCAUUGCUGCUGGUGCCAAGAGACUGCUGUGCUUCCCAUGAUCAGCUAAACCACACACCACUCUUUCACAUAAGUUAUUGUCAGUAUUUUAGUGGCCUGUCAGACUUCACCCCACUUUUGAGCGAAGCCUAGGAGUCUGAGGCUAUCAGUUUAGUUCAGUCUCUGUACCACACCAAGCAUGAGUAAAAGGUAUGGAUGUAUACAUUUAAUGCAUAUACCAGUAGCGCAACUUCUCCCAUAUACUGUGUAACCGAGCCACAUUAUCAUUUUUAAACAAUACUCUUUAGGGAUUUAGUAUAAAGUCCAACUACUCAGUAUGUCUACCAUACAGCAUGUGCUACUGAACCACUGUCGGUGAUAUCAAUCAUGGCUUCUGAGGUUGUUUUGCCUUUUGGUGUAACCCUUUCUUACUAACUCAAACGAAGUUAGACUAAUUGUUUAAACAGUGCUAAGUCGGGGGGGGCUGAUUCUAGAUCACAACUUCUACUUUAAGACUUGAUACAGAAGGCCCAUGAGCUGGAGGGCAACAAGAUUGUUGAAACAUUCAGGUGGCUUGUGGGUGUAACAUGCAAUAUUCAAGUACGUAUUGCUGUUAGUUUUGCAGGGUGUUUGAGGACACCUGCUGGUCAGAUGUAGUAAGCAAUAUUGUAGAAAGACAAAUUAAACUAGUGUUUUCCAAAGUAGGCAAUUAUUUGGUGGGAUAAUCAACAUUUUCAGUUCAAUCUAACACUUUAAUGUUGGAAGUUAAAUUGUGUUUUUCUAUGUACCAAUGUUGAGUUUGGGCAGUUGGGACAGCACUUACAUGAUAUGAUGUGGCAGUUGGGUUAGAGUUAAUAGUAUUAAAAGCUCUGAUUUGAGUGGCCUUUGGGAUAUUAUACUGAACUAAAAUAUAAACGCAACAAAUGUAAAUCAGAUUUAGUCACAUACUUACUUACGAGCCCUUAACCAACAAUACAAUUCAAGAAAUAGAGUUAAGAAAAUAUUGACUAAAUAAACUCAAGUAAAAAAUAAAAACAUGCAACAAUUAACGAUUUUACUGAGUUACAGUUCAUAUUAGGAAAUUGGUCAACUUAAAUAAAUUCAUUAUGCCCUAAUCUAUGGAUUUAACAUGACUGGGCAGGGGCACAGCCAUGGGUUCGCCUGGGAGGGAAUAGGCCCACCCACUGGGGAGCCAGGCCCAGCCAGUCAGAAUGAGUUUUUCCCUGCAAAAGGACUUUUAUUACAGACCCAUACUCUGUUUCAUCAGCUGCCCGGAUGGCUGGUUUCACACGAUUCCGCAGGUGUAGAAAUUGUGGACGUCCUGGGCUGGCGUGGUUACAUGUGGUCUGUGGUUGUGAGGCUGGUCGGAGGUACUGCCAAAUUCUCUAAAAUGACAUUGGAGGCAUCUUAUGGUAGAGAAAUUAACAUCCAAUUCUCUGGCAACAGCUGUGGUGGACAUUCCUGCAGUCAGCAUGUCAAUUGCACGCUCCUUUAACUUGUUAGGCCGGUUGUCCCCAGCACAGGGUGCACCUGUGGAUUGAUCAUGCUGUUUGAUCAGCUUCUUGAUAUGCCACAUCUGUAAGGUGGAUGGAUUAUUUUGUUAAAGGAGAAAUGCUCACUAUCAGGGAUGUAAACAAAUAUGUGCACAACAUUUGAGAGAGAAGCUUUUUGUGCAUAUGGAACAUUUCUGUGAUCUUAUUUCAGCCCAUGAAACAUGGGACCGACACAUUUACAUGUUGCGUUUUGUAUUUUUGUUCAGUAUAUAAGAUGUUGCCGAUUUAAUAUGGAAAGUGACCAUAGCUCUUUAUAACUGAAUGAUUAAGUGAUUUUUUUUUUUUAUGAUUAAACUGACAUUGCAAUGUUAUUCUAGAUGACCAUGUAUCUGCCAAUAGUAGUGACAGACAGGCUAAUUGAUGUAAUAAUUUUCAGUACUCAUUGGAAAAAUAGACUAAAGGAUAGAAAUCACAAUUCUUAGUCAAACAUUAUGUAUUCUUUCACAUGAAAUGCAGUGUAUGUAGUGCGCAUUUAGGGGCAAAUAUAUUAUAUUUCUAGCUACAUUUUGAAUCAAGGAUGCUAACUUUAGUGUUAUUGAAUCCAAUGUUAGUGAAAGGCUACAUUAUGUUAUCUUUCAGUGCCUCCUUUUCCUACUCAUUGAUUACAGUUGAGAUGGAUUAAUACGUCCGUGUUUAUUUAACCUUUUAUGCCAUUUUUUUAUUUGGAAAUUCUGAAAUGCUCUUGACUUCAAGUAAUGACACUAAAUGAUAUGACUGACUGAAGAAUUUAACUCUAGGGCUUUUUGUUUACUUGCUGCCAUCAAUAGACAUUUUCAACCUGUACCUACAGUACCAGGAUGUUUGCUGCAGAAUUCCAGUAAUCUUGUGAUACUCACCCUCAAACCUACUGUUCCUCUGGAGCGAGAAGCGCUCUGUUACCUCCUUGUGUAGUGCUGUCAUUGUAUGUGGCAUAAAACGAGGACUUGACCUGGAUGCUACGAUAGACUAUUUCAGGUAGAUUGUACUUGUAUCUUCUUUGUCAGUAUUGUAUUUAUUUCAGUUCAAGUUAGUGUUUAAUGACAAGUUAAUGUCUCAAUUAUAUGGUCAACAUCAUCAUAGGAAGAAAAUUGUCAAUUGUUUGCGGACACACUGUUUACAAAUGCCUUGGAUACUUGACCUCUGUCAAUAAAAAUGUGAAAAAUAAAACCAAUCCUGUGUA